AUGGACACGUCGUCAACCCUCGCGACGAGCGCCACCCCGACAAUUCCCGCCGAACAGCUUGCCGCACUUACAUCGCUGCUGUCGGGACUCACCGCUGCCGCUUCCGGCACUACCGCACCCGCCACGACAUCCGGCUCCAAUCGCAAUGCCUUCCCGAAGCAUGCGCGGUUGGACGGGCCGAAGACGUUCGCGAACUGGACACGCCAGCUUCGCCUGUGCCUAGCGGACGACAUCCGCUCCUACGUCCUCGACGGAAUCACCCCCGACGAUUGGACGCCUUCGCAACGCUCCGCCCGCGACGUCGUGGCACGCGAGAUCCUUGCAAACUCAAUCGACUCGGCCGAAGUCUCGGCAGUCCUCGACAAGAUCCCUACGGCCGACCUCACAGCGCCCAAGAUUUACUCGACGCUGAAAUCGCGAUACGCCCCUGAUGACGCCACUCGCACGCUCGAGCUCUUCUCGCGACUCUGGGGCUUCCGACCCAUGCCCGGAACGGUUGGCGAAUUUGACAGUUGGAUCAUGGACUUCAAGUCGGUCGCGCAAGAGAUCAUCGAUACGAAAACGACGAUCAACGACGUCCUUGCCACACUCCUCCUCGCGAUCGCCCACCCGUCACUCGAGAGCUUCAAGGCAACGUUCACCGACGAACAACGCACGCAACGAACUCUCCCUGACAUCGAUUCAGUGGCCGACCGUAUGCGAGUUCAACUCCGGUCAACGAACCUCUCCAACGAUCAAUCGGCCCUCCUUGCCUCGUCGUCGCCACGUUCUACCCGUACCAAGUGCCUCGCCUGUCGCAGCUCUUCUCACCGCGUCGCACAAUGCCCUACAAGGGCCCAGCAUCCACCGCCAGGCCCGUGUCGCUCCUGCAAGAAGAAGGACCACUGGUCUUUCGACUGCAAAAAGGCUCUUGAGGACGGGAAAACGCCCGACACCUCUGAUGCGCAACACCAUGUCGGAUGUCUCGCCACCGGUCUUCUCGCACAUCGUCGUCAGCUUCGCAACAACUCCUUCGUCGUCGACUCGGGUGCCACUUCGCACAUGGUCUCGGACAAGUCGCUGUUCACGGCCUAUCGCCACAUCGCUCCUACGAAGAUUGGUGGUAUUGCAGGGGGCAUCAACGCCGUCGGAACGGGAAACAUCGCCUUUGUUGCCGCCUCCGGUCACCCGAUCACGCUUACCGGCGUGCUGCACACCCCGGGCCUGUCUGUCAACCUCCUCUCGGUCUCUCGACUUUGCGACACCGACGAUGUCCGUGUCGCCUUCACGAAGCACGGCAUCCAUAUCGACAAGAACGGCAAUGCUAUCGCUGAAGGCGCAAGACUCGAGGAAGGGCUCUACUUGCUGGACGCUGAUCAUUCCAAAUGUCAGCAUCUCGCUCUCCUCUCUCGCUCACAGUCUUCCGUGCCCCUGCUGACCCUUCACCGCUGCCUCGGCCAUCUCGCACCGUCGUCCAUACAGAAGAUGGUUGCCGCUGGUUUGCUGGAAGGUCUCGGGGCCGGAUAUAGUGACGAAGAGGUAGAGAAGUUUGUCUGCAAUGCUUGCCUCAGUGCAAAGGGCCAUCGUCUUCCUUUUCCCGAUUCGGACUCGCACUCCUCAGAGAGACUCGGCCUCGUACACAGCGAUGUGCUUUCCUUUCCCGAGUCGUCCUUGACUGGCAAGCGUUACCUGGUCACGUUUCUUGACGACUUCUCGCGCAAACUGUGGGCAUACGCGAUCGGACACAAAAGCGAAGUCUUUGGCGUGUUCAAGACAUGGCUUGCCGAGGUCGAACUCGAGACGGGUGCAAAACUGAAGGUCCUCCGAACCGACAAUGGUGGCGAAUACUGUUCGAGAGCGUUCACGGAAUUCUGUAAGGCACGCGGCACACGUCGACAAUACUCUAUCCCUCGAACGCCUCAACAGAACGGUCGUGCCGAACGAGUCAAUCGUUCUAUCGUCGAAGGUGUCCUUGCCCUCCUUGCAGACGCCCACUUACCCAAAUCAUUCUGGGAGGAGGCAGCAGCUUAUUUCGUCUACUGCAAGAACCUGUGCGAACACUCGGCCCUGGACAAGGCAACACCGAACUUCGCCUGGCAGGGCGACCGCACCAACGCCUCGGCGCUUCACCCGUUCGGCUGCACGGCUUGGCUCACAGUCGCGCCUGAACUUCGCUCGAAACUCGACCCGAAAGCGGUUCGCGUUCUCUUCACCGGCUAUGACCUGGCUUCUAAAGCCUUCCGUUUCUACGACACGACGACCAAGAAGAUCAGUUUGGGCAGAAAUGCCAGUUUCCUCGACAACGAAUUUCCCGGGUUACGUAGCGACUCCACCGAGCAAGACGCCGACACGCACUUCGCCAGCGCUUGCCCGACCACCGAAUCCCAAGCCGUUGUCAAGACAUGGACCCCACUAGUAAGGUCGGCGCACAUGGACGUCUCAUCCUCUCUUGAUGACUCUGCCAUGAGCGCCGUUGACGUGGCCCCAGGGUACACUGGCGGAACCUUACUUAAUUCCACAGAUGCCGAAUCGUCCUCGUCACCGUCUCCUGAGCCGUCCUCGUCACCGUCGCCCGCAACCCCCUUGUCACCGUCGCCUGCGCUGUCACCGUCGUUGGCUGCGUCAUCGUCACCCUCGGCCUUACCGACCGACUCUGACUACUCCGCCGACCCUCUGGACCUCAUCGGCUCACAGACCCCGACUCGCCUCGGCCCACCGGACGUGCACCGCCCAGACUUCAGCACGUACCGUGAGCCCGCAUCGGCUGAGGAGUCGCCCGACGAACUCGACAUCAUUGGGCGCCACUCGCGCGAUGAAUCGCCGGACGAAAUCGAUUUCCUCACCCAACACCACCGCGCCUUCAUCGCCACCGACGACGACAACUCUGACACAGAAGCCAUUCAACCAGUCAAGUCCAUCACCAGCGACCCACAGACAUGGCGCGAGGCAAUGUCGAGUGACAAGCGCGAAGUGUGGGCCAAGGCCGCUACCGACGAGUUCAAUUCCAUGCGCGACGACUUCAAGGUCUUCACCAUCGAGGACCGAUCCACGGUACCAGCGGGUGCGACCAUCGUCACAUCCAAGUUCGUCUGGAAAACGAAACGGAAUGCACUCGGCGAAGUCACCGGCCACAAGGCACGGCUCGUGGCGCAGGGAAAUCGGCAACGCGACGGCAUCGACUUCAACGAAACCUUCGCACCAGUCGCACGCUUCUCCUCGAUACGCUCACUCCUCGCGCUGGCGGCCGCCAACGGCUUGCACGUGCACCAGGCGGACAUCGACAAAGCCUAUCUGCAUGGCGACCUUGACCAUGACAUCUGGAUGACGACACCGCGCGGCUUCGACCUUCCCACCGACAAGGUGCUUCGUCUGCGACGCUCCAUCUACGGACUCAAACAGGCUGGCCGAAUCUGGAAUCGACACAUCGACGCAUCGCUUCGAGAUCUCGGCUAUACGGCGACGGGCACCGACCACUGCGUGUACUCUCGGAUCGACGAUCGGCGACGCCCACACUACAUCGCGCUGUACGUCGACGACCUCCUGAUGAUCAGCCCCGACUUGGCCGAAAUUGAACGUGUCAUCUCGGGCCUCGAACAACGCUACGGCGUCAAGCGCCUCGGCCCGGCAGAGUACAUCCUCGGCAUCCAGAUCAGGCGACUCGAAGACGGUUCUAUUGCCCUGUCCCAGGAACGGUACAUCAUGGACGUGCUUGCUCGGUUCCACUUCGACACCACGACUCGCGGCACUACAGUCCCGAUGACCCCCGGCCUUUCGCUCACCGCCAUCCCGGGUCAAGGCACCGAACGGAUCAGGUCAUGGUAUCUGCAGGCUAUCGGCUCGCUCCUCUACAUUUCGCUCGGCACCCGCCCCGACAUCGCCUUCGCCGUGUCCUACCUGGCCCGCUUCGCCAACAACCCUGGACGUCGUCACUGGAUCGCGGUCAAGCACAUCCUCCGCUAUCUCCGGGCCACAUAUCGCGACGAACUGGUUUAUGCUUGCGGCGAGACACGCAUCACGGGCGUGGUUGGCUACUCCGACGCGAACUGGGGGGCCUGCGUCGAUACGUCGGUGUCCACUAUGGGCUACGUCUUCUACAUUGCCGGAUCCGCCGUGUCUUGGUCGUCCAAGCGUCAAUCUCGAGUUGCCGAUUCUACCACCGACGCUGAAUACCUCGCCCUCUCGCAUGCUGGCAAGGAAGGGAUCUACCUCAGUCAGCUGCUCGAGGAGCUCCAUGUCCAACCUGUUGCACCGGCUCACAUUUUUACUGACAAUGAAGCCGCUGCCGCAGUUGCCCACGACCCUGUCCGCGUCUCCGGCACUCGACACAUACGCUUGUGCGAGCACUUUGUUCGGGACAUGGUGAAUCGGGGCGAUAUCUCACUCUCGCAUGUGGGAACCAGCAACAUGGUGGCCGACAUCUUCACAAAGGCUCUUGGCCCAAAGAUUUUCUCGACACACUGCUACGCACUAGGCCUUCGCACUCGACACCCACGGCUUGGAUCUGCCUCGCAUUCGCGUGGGGGGGGGUGUGAAGAGUCCACUCUCAGCUCGACAGGGGCGCCUCGGUCGUUGCGCGCGCCUGCUAGCCUGGCCCCUGUGGUGGGGACUUAGGCGCGCGCGAGUGCCUCAGCGCGCCGGCGCCGGCGGUUUUCGGGCGCGCGCCGCUAGCCCGCCCUUGCAGUGGGGACUUAGCCGCGCGCGACUGCCUCAGCGCUCCAGCGAUUUCGCCCGCGCCUGGGCAUAUCCCAGCGCGGGCCCCCUUUCCAUUUCUUAGCUUCCUUCUCAUCACUUCUGUUCGACUCUCGACUUCUCCUGACAGUAGUGGUGAUCAUCUCAUAGGUACGCUGAAAUAGAUCACUUCUGUUCGACUCUCGACUUCUCCUGACAGUAGUGGUGAUCAUCUCAUAAGACGAACGCGCGGUUGAGGAUCCUUCGAACCGACAAUGGCGGGGAGUACCGAUCAAACGCAUUCACGGAGUUCUGCAAAUCCAAGGGCAUUCGUCGUCAAUACUCUAUCCCUUACACGCCUCAACAAAACGGUCGCGCCGAACGUGUCAACCUCUCCAUCGUCGAGGGCGUCCUCGCUCUCCUUGCGGACGCCCGUCUGCCGGCCACCUUUUGGGAUGAAGCGGCUGCGUAUUUCGUUUAUUGCAAAAACAGGUGCUCACACUCAGCUUUGGCCAAACAGACUCCAGAAUCCGUUUGGAAUGGCCAAUGCACCACCGCCACCGCCCUCCACCCGUUCGGCUGCACAGCCUGGCUCACGGUCGCCCCGGACCUUCGCAGCAAGCUCGACCCCAAGGCCGCGCGCGUGAUCUUCACAGGUUACGACCUCGCCUCCAAAGCUUUCCGUUUCUUUGACCAUUCCAUCAACAAGAUUGUACUUGGUCGCAAUGCCACCUUCCUCGACGACGACUUCCCCGGCCUGCCAGUCACCACGCCCGUCGAUGCAGACGACACCGACCGUCAGUUCGUCGUUCCCGCCGACACGCCCGCCCCUGCCGUCAAGACGAGGACCCCACUAGUAAGGUCGGCGCACAUGGACGUCUCAUCCUCCCUUGAUGAUUCUGCCAUGAGCGCCGUUGACGUGGCCCCAGGGUACACUGGCGGAACCUUACUUAAUUCCACAGAUACCGAAUCGUCCUCGUCACCGUCUCCUGAGCCGUCCUCGUCACCGUCGCCCACAAACCCUUUGUCACCGUCGCCUGCGCUGUCACCGUCGUUGGCAGCGUCAUCGUCACCCUCGGUCUCACCGACCGACUCUGACUACUCCGCCGACCCUCUGGACCUCAUCGGCUCACAGACCCCGACUCGCCUUGGCCCACCGGACGUGCACCGCCCAGACUUCAGCACGUACCGUGAGCCCGCAUCGGCUGAGGAGUCGCCCGACGAACUCGACAUCAUUGGGCGUCACUCGCGCGAUGAAUCGCCGGAUGAAAUCGAUUUCCUCACCCAACACCACCGCGCCUUCAUCGCCACAGACGACGACGACCCCACCCUCGACGCCAUCGAGCCCGUCAAAUCGAUCACUAGCGACCCCCAGACCUGGCGCGAAGCAAUGUCCAGCGACGAGCACAACAUCUGGGCUGAGGCCGCCGCCGCCGAGUUCACCGCCAUGCGCGACGACUUCAAGGUGUUCACCAUCGAGCCUCGCUCAUCUGUACCGCCGGGCGCCACCAUCGUCACCUCCAAAUUCGUCUGGAAGACCAAGCGCAACGCAAGCGGUGAAGUCACGGGGCGGAAGGCACGUCUUGUAGCGCAGGGUAACCGACAGCGCGACGGCAUCGACUUCUCAGAAACCUUCGCACCCGUCGCCCGUUUCUCCUCCAUUCGCUGCCUCCUGGCUCUUGCCGCUGCCAAUGGCUACCACGUUCAUCAGGCCGACAUCGACAAGGCUUACCUCCACGGCGAGCUCGAUCAUGAUAUCUGGAUGACGACACCACGCGGUUUCGACUUCCCGAGCGAUAAGGUUCUCCGGCUGCGACGCUCAAUCUACGGUCUCAAGCAGGCCGGUCGCAUCUGGAAUCGUCACAUUGACACAUCACUCAGGAAUCUGGGGUACAAGGCAACAGGCACUGAUCACUGCAUUUACUCUCGCAUUGACGAUCAGCAGCGGCCUCACUAUAUCGCCUUGUAUGUCGACGACCUCCUCAUUGUCAGUCCAGCCCUCGACGAGAUCGAACGUGUCAUCUCCGGCCUUGAACAGCGGUACGGCGUCAAACGACUCGGCCCCGCGGAGUACAUCCUCGGAAUCCAAAUACGCCGCCUGGACGACGGUUCCAUUGCUCUAUCCCAGGAGCGCUACAUCAUGGACGUGCUGGCCCGUUUCCACUUCGACACCACGACACGCGGCACUACGGUGCCGAUGACGCCCGGCCUCUCGCUCACGGCAAUUCCGGGUCAGGGAACGGAGCGCAUUCGUUCGUGGUACCUACAGGCCAUCGGCUCCCUCCUCUACAUCUCCCUUGGCACUCGACCCGACAUUGCCUUCGCCGUCUCGUACCUGUCCCGGUUCGCCAACAACCCCGGCCGCCGCCAUUGGAUUGCCGUCAAACACGUCCUUCGCUACCUUCGCGCCACGUACCGCGAUGAGCUUCUCUAUGCCCGCGGCCCAGCAAAAGUCACGGGUGUGGUUGGUUAUUCUGAUGCGAACUGGGGCGCCUGCGUCGACACAUCCAUUUCAACGAUGGGCUACGUAUUUUACUUGGCAGGCGCCGCUGUCUCUUGGUCGUCGAAGCGUCAGACUCGGGUAGCGGAUUCCACCACUGAUGCCGAGUACCUGGCCUUGUCGCACGCGGGUAAGGAAGCGAUCUACCUUAACCAACUCCUCUCCGAGCUCCACGUUUGCCCAAUCGCUGCAGCUCACAUCUUCACCGACAACGAGGCCGCGGCCGCCGUCGCUCACGACCCCGUUCGCACCUCCGGCACCCGGCACAUUCGCCUCCGCGAGCAUUUUGUCCGUGACAUGGUCAAUCGAGGUGAUAUCUCUCUCUCACACGUUGGCACAGCAGACAUGGUUGCGGACGUAUUCACCAAAGCGCUAGGCCCCAAGAUUUUUGGUACACAUUGCUAUGCUCUAGGCCUCCGGACGCGACAUCCACGGCUCAAGUCUACCUCGCGUUCGCGUGGGGGGGGGUGUGAGGAAUCCACUCUCCGCUCGGCUCAGGACUUAGGCGCGCGGAGCGAACCGGGCGCGGACUUAGGCGCGCGGAGUGAGCCGGGCGCCCCGGCCCAGGACUUAGGCGCGCGAAGCGAGCCUGGGACUUAG
This is a messenger RNA of Microbotryum saponariae, 7747 nucleotides long. The record is from the annotation of a GenBank genome assembly. Lineage: Eukaryota; Fungi; Basidiomycota; Microbotryomycetes; Microbotryales; Microbotryaceae.